Molecule: messenger RNA, 3419 nt
Organism: Pantherophis guttatus
Lineage: Eukaryota; Metazoa; Chordata; Lepidosauria; Squamata; Colubridae
Source: RefSeq, a predicted model, not a curated record
GAGGAGGAGGAGGAGGAGAAGCAGGAGCGGAGGGGGAGGAGGAAGGAGGAGGAGGAGGAGAAAACGGGCGUCGAGGGAACUCUGACUGGCCUAUUCAUCCUUAACUGAAAAAUAGGAAACAGUUGCAUGAAGUCAAAUAUGUGGACAAAAAAGUGAAUUAUUUUUCCUGAAAACAAACAACCAUUUUGAUCCUUGCUAUAAAUCAGAGCUUAUCACGUUUAAAUCAUAUGCACAGUGGAUGAUUUGUCAUCAUGAAUCGUGCUUUUAGCAGAAAAAAAGAUAAGACAUGGAUGCACACUCCAGAAGCUUUAUCAAAGCACUAUAUUCCUUACAAUGCAAAGGCAGGCAGUGUUACACCAAAAUCUCCUUCCACCGACAUAUUUGAUAUGGUUCCAUUUUCUCCCAUCUCCCCAAAGCCAUCAACACCUACUCGCAAUGGCACCCAGCCUCCACCAGUGCCCAGUAGAUCUUCAGAGAUCAAGCGAGACCUUUUUGGAGCAGAACCUUUUGAUCCAUUCAGCUGCGGAGCAGGAGAUUUCCCUCCAGACAUCCAAUCUAAGCUAGAUGAGAUGCAGCGUCAGCGAUGGAGGGGUUCAAAAUGGGACUGACUCUGGAAGGCACAGUGUUUUGCCUUGAUCCUCUAGACAGCAAGUGCUGAUUGUCAGGAAUAGACAUUUAAAAAUAUAUUAUCUUUCUUUAUUUCUUUUUACAAAAAUUUAAAAUGUAUUACAAAUAUUAUUGAUGUGCCAAAAAUGUUUUCAACAUAUUAUCUUCUGUGAGAUUUGCUUCUUCAAAACUCCAGAUAAGUUGCAGUAUUAUUCCUGUAAAAUGAAAAUUUACUCAUGUACAGAAAGCUAAAAUGAAAUGACACUGCUGUUUGUUUUUUGUCUUCCAUAUUUUGCAAGUCAUUCUUUGUAUCUUUUGGCAACUCACUUGUACAACAUAGGAACCCAUCGUAUCCUGUGAGAAGUCUUUUAAAACUUGGUUGCACACCACUUUCAGAUAACAAACAAGCAUAUAGAACUAUGAUUGAAAAUAACAACUUUUAAAAUAAAAUCCCCACAAUUGCUUUCUUAAUUCCACACAAAUACUGUUGCCAAUAGGAAAUAAGGUUGUAAACCACCCAGAGUCACCUCGCAAUGAAAUGGGCAGCAAACAAAUUUAAUAAAUAAUUAAAAUAUGUAACUACUUACACAUUCCUGUAAACAAUUACAGUGAGACUGAAAACCAUAGAUCCAGUCUAUACAAUCUGAAUUUAUAUAGCAUAACUUCCUAAUAAAUUGUUAUUAAGAGCCACAAAUCAAGCUAGGUUUCUAAUGAACUGCAGUGCCCCCAAUUUUUGUUAAUUUUGUGAGUGCACAGCAUUUCUGAUUUAGAAGUAAUUGUUAAAGGCAGCCUCUAUGCUUUUCAGGUGCAUCGUAUUUAACAUGCAUCUACUAAAUGAAAUAGAUUAAUAUUUUUACAAUUGCGAUAUCUAACCUCUAUGCCAAAUAUUAAUAUGCCAAUUAUUUUCUAUUAUUUUGUAAUUUAAAAAACAAUCCCUAAAGAUGUAUAAAACUUUGAUUAGAUUUUUCACAUUCCAGAGGGUACUUGGAAAUUUAUACACGAGAACUGACUUUUUCAAUAAGUCAUACAAUAACUAGCUAUUUUGAACACACUCAAACACAUCCAUGUGUACAUAGAAACAUUCCCAAUGUUACACACUAUUUUUAGAAUCAAGGCCCAACAUGAUAUUUCUCAACAUAGUUAUUUGAAAAUCCUACUGUGAAGGUUAAUUAAAAGUGUGCAUGCUAAGGGCACUGCUUGUGGUGCAUGUUAAAUUGCUAUGUAAAUGGCAACAUCUCACUUUAAUUGCAAGGAUUCCAUUGCAAUAGUGAUGGCAUUCAAAAAUGCCACACAUAGUUUGGAAAGUGAUCUGAGGCCAUUGAUUGUUUGGAUUUAACCUGCCCAGAAUUGUCACCUGAUAAUUCUUUCAACCCACUUGGAAUAUACGGGUGACAAAUGGAUAAAUAGUUUCAUUUUGCAUCCUAAUGCAAAAAUUACAAAUGAAUAUCACACAAGGAAUUACGAUAAAAUAAUUUAAGGUAGGUUCUUAAUGAAGGAAGAUGAUAGGUUUAUAACUUCUGCAAGGGAGCUUAUUACUGAGAUAAUGUACUACUUUGUCUCUGCAUAGCAAUAAAUGAAAUUUUGGUUGUGCAUUUCUUUGUAUUCAUAAAUUAAGUUCCUUGUUCAUUUUUACCAACAGUGUAUUCAACAUGUACAAAAAAUUGUUUACCUUUCUGGGAAAGUUUUUCUCUCCUGUAAGGAGCCGUUCACUGUAAAGAAGACGGGGGGAAAUGCUUUUUAUAUAUAAAGAAAGAUAAAGAGAAGUGCUCAGGAGAAAUGGGAAAGAAACGUAAGAAAUUAUUUUGCUCACUUUAUUUUUCAGGGGAAAACACCCUAAUGGUCCGGUACUUGGUUUGCAAAAGAAUAGUUUUUUAUGUUAUAUUGCAAGGUUUACAUGUGUAUUCACAACUAAAGAGAAAACAUUUAUGCAAUGGUAUUUACCUUUUAAAGCUUUGUUCCAAUCUUACAAAAUACUUAAGCAGAUGUCUAGAUAACCUGGAAUUCUUUACAUGCUUAAAAUUAGACAGCUGUAUAGCUGUAUAGCCUUACUGAGUCUUUCUUAUACUCUGAUUUGUGUUAAGUCUUCCUUUAUUAUUUGGUUCUUCUUUUGUAUUUGCAUGUAUAUCUAUAUCUAUGCUCUGAAUCCAAAGAGGAUGGAAUGCAUUUCUACAGUGCGUCUGGUUUCCUACUUCCCUUCUGGCUACAGAUCCUCCCAUCUUAUUAAAUGCCAAUCCAGAAGGCUCCCAUUAUUUUAUGGGGUGAUGGGCGGGGUGAGAAGAAACAGAGCCACUGGGAAUAAGAGAAAAUAGAAAAUGACUCUUUGGAUAUUGGCCCUUGUGCCUGUCAAUAUAGAUAUAUAUAUGAGAUCACUAAUGAGUAGAAUAGGCUCUGUAUUAUAGAGAGACACAUCUAUAAUUUUGUCCAUCAAAUAGUAUUUUGCAGUUUGUACAACAAGGAUGUUUAGUAGCCAUAUUAAUGGCUUUUUUAAACAAAUAGAAUUUGUAUUUUUAUCAUGAAGAAAGCUUUACGUAAUAAGCAUAUAUUUAGGGGCCAUUUACAAUGGAUGUAGGAGAACAUUCAGAAAAUAUUUGCACAUUUUAAAGCAUUGUUUUACUGAUUUUUAUGGAACUUGAUUUGCAAAUUGCUAAAUGUAAUCUAAUUGAUCAACAUCAGUCCAAGAACGUCUAAAUUAAUGCAGCAAGAAAUUACAUUUUUAAUGAAAACAGUUUAGUGCUUUGGUUGAAAUUUGUAUUUCUAUGUAAUCCCAACUGUCUGUUUUAUUUUGCUUCAAAUAAAUGGUUUAAUUAAACUUG